UUUUUUAUUUAGGGCAGAUCAUUUUUUUUAAUUUCGUAGGAAAUUGAAAGUUAUUCCUGUUGAAUCAAAUAUCAUACUCCGGCUUCAUGUGAACUAUGAACUACUCUCUGCUACUCCUUGUCUUUUUCGUUGUCGUGCCUUAUAUUCAUGGCACCAUAUCGGAUUGGAGACUUUGCGCUGAUCCAGAAUGUCGAGGAGCUGUGUCUUCAGGUGUUGCGUCAGUAAAUUACAAAAGUAUUGAACCUAUGGUACUCUCCUUCAAUGCAGGAGAUGAAGUCACCAUAUAUAGUAAAGAGGCUGGUCAAAACAAGGAGCUUUGGGGUGCUGAGGUGCGAGGAAAAAGGGGUUACAUACCCAAAAGGCUUGUAAGAGAAAUGAGAAUUUUUUUACGAAAUCCCAGCCACACCGUACCCACAGAGUUAAUCCAACCAUCUGUGAUGCAACCUCCAAAUGUCCAAUCAACUUUCAUUCCUCAACAGCAGCAGCCACUACAGCAGCAGCCCCACCAGCUUCCGAUGCAGCAAGGCUUUCCACAGGAAAAUUUCAGACCCUAUCAACAGCCUUCGUUGCCACAUGUAAAUCCCCAACACCACAAUAGUAACCUACUGCCAAACCAACCUGUCCCAAUGCAGCAGACACCCCAGUUGACAGUGCCACAGCAGUCUGUUCCAAGUCAACCAAAACCAUUGCAGGAGCCACCUAUGCAAGCGAUCCAGCCUGUUGUAACGACAGAAGCCAGUACUGUUACGCCAACUGCCGAAACUCAAGCAUCCGGUGACAUCAAUGAUAUUGGCACUAAAGAACCUUCACCAGUUUCAACAAAUUCUGCAUCACUUGGUGAACCACCUGUUCAACAGUUAAAAGAAUCUGUUACGAUAGAAGAUACUGAGAAAGACAAGAAAGAAAUUGAAGUUGAUAGUGAGGAUGAUGAAGAAGGCGAUGAAACUGAUGAAAACGAUGCGAACGAUCAAGGAGAGGACGAAACUGAUGACGACGAUGUCAACGUAGUGGAGAAAGCAACCGACAAACCACCAUUGGAUCUCAAGGCUUCAGAUUCGGUCACAGUGGCUGACGUUGAUGCUAUCGUAAAGGCACCUGCUGUGGAUCCUAUGAUUGAAAUAGGUGAUCUGCACGUUGCCAACAGCUCUCCAAUUCAUGUUCCACACGUUCAUUCACUAGAAGAAAGCAUUGACGACUCUUUGAUCAAGAAUGAACAGGCAGCAGUCGCUGAUACGCCAAUCUCCAACAAAUCUCAGUUUAUUGAAGAGGGUCCUGGCGUCGUGGUCGACAAGCUUCCUGUAGAAGAAAAUGCAACUUUCGAUAGCGUUCGGGAUGUCCAUGAAAUCAAUCACGGAAGACUUGAUGAUAUCCCUGGGGAAGACUCGAAUGCAUCUCAACCGGAGAGUUGGGUUUCCCCAACAGAAUCUUCUGUCGAAUCUAUUCAAACUGACAAUGAAGUGAAAGAAACAAACUCUUCUAUCGAUGAUAGUUUGGAACAUGUGAAUGAAACCAAACCUGAUGAUGUGGUUCCUACUCAAGAGGUCGUGGUCGAAUCCACUACCUCGAUUCCAGAUGUUGAUUCCGAUUCUGCAAUCCUUCCCAUGGCAGAAAUUCAGCAGCCGACAGGGGAUCAUGUUGAACCGGCUGUUCUUUCUUCAGAUUCACAACAACCUCAAGCUAAUUUAAUAUCUUCAUCAACAGAUGGUAGUCUAGAAAGCCAACAAUCUAUUGAAUUACCUGCUGUUGAAACACAGACGGACGUACCAGAACUGUCAACGACGAAAGAAGAUUCUGAAAAGGUGGAGGCCGCAUCACUGGAGACGCCAUCGUCGAUAGUGGAAGAAACUACUGAGCAACCGUUGCCACCCACAGGUGAUACAGAAAGUUUACCAACUGAAGCGGGAAAAAGCGAAGAAAGUAAAGGAUCUGGUACUGAGGGAUCCGGUGGAGGUUUCCUCGAUUCAGCGUUAAAUUGGUUAGGACUAAGCGACACUGAAGAGCCUCUAAAAACAGAACAAAAUGAGGCCGAACCGACAGAUCCAGCGCACUUACUCCAACAGAUCGCAUCCAUGGAUCCCACGCUCAAGCAAGAAAUUGAACCGUCACUAAAAGUUGAUCUUCCCAACAGGGACGUCAAUGGGUUCUGCGACACGCAAGACUGUGCAAAGCUGGGAAAUCCAACAGACGUGCCAAAGCAAGAUGUCCAUAACGCACAUGAACAGGAGGACCAAGUCCAUCACGGUCGUAAGCAUGACGGUCAUGAUCAUCACCAUAAUCACGACGACCAUGGUCACAUUCACGAUGGCAACGAUCAUCAUCAUAAUCAUGACGGCCACGUUCACCAUCAUCAUGGAAAUGACGGCCACGAUCAUCACCAUCACGGCCAUGGCGAUCACGAUCAUCACAAUCACGGGCAUGAUGAUCACGGACAUGGACAUGGGCAUGGACAUUCUCAUAUUCCUGGAUACAUUCCGGGAUUCGGCCAUCACUACAAGCCUCCAGUUCCUAAACCUCAGGUUGCGUCUCCACCAGUAGUAACUCCACCACCGAUAGAAACUCCAUCGCCAACGGAAAUGCCACUUCCACCUCCAACAGAAAUGCCACCUGCACCAUCAGUGGAGACGGUGUCACCACCUACGACAACGAUGGAGGUCGUUCCAGAACCAACACAAGAAUUACAGCCAGAUCAAGCCACUCCGCCCCCUGUUGUAGAGGAAUCCAAUCCAUUGCCACCAGCAGCCUCGCAAUACUUGAAUCAAGUCCCUCCCGUUCUGGAACAAGGUCCACAAGAAGAAGUGGGACACUUGCCAAACCAAGUUCCUGUGCAAGAGCCAGCCGCCGUGCCAGAAUACAUUCCAGUGGAAGAGAUCUUCCGUGCAGAAAUGGAGAAAAAUCGGCUGUUGCAAGAGCAACAACAACAGGAGCAAAACGGCGAAAGCCUAUUCGAUUGGUUCGCACUUCCUUUAUCGACGCUAAUUGCAUCUUUCAGCCAGAUGGAAACAAGUGAGGCAUUACCCAAGGCAAGCCUCUAUCCCGCACUCCUAGUGUCCGUCACCACGGUGAUCUUUCUGACCCUCUACUACUCUGUGCAAAAUAAAUCGGUUGAGAAAAUGCUCAAAUCGCGCAUCAGUUUGCUCGAUUCGCAGCUCUACGAGAGCCAGUCGGCCAAUGAAGAGAGCAGCAAUGCGCAAACGAAAUUGUCCGAGUACGAGACGAGCAUCGCCGAGUUGCGAAGCCAAAAGGAGCAGGCAGAGGCCGAAAGAGUUGCCAUGACUAAGCGGCUGGUUAACUUGGAAAAGGAGCGUGACGCGCUGGAAAAAGAGGUGGAAUGUGCCACCGAAUCGGCCACGGAAGCCAAUCGCAUGUUGGAAGAACUACUGGCGUCGCAGUCGGAGAACGACCAAUGGCAGAGGUCGGUCGAGGUACUCCAACAGCAGCUCAACAGGCAGCAGCAGACGAUGGAGAAUUUGAAUUCCAGCCUGUGCGUGAAAACGGCCGAGAACGAGACGCUGGGCGCUGAGGUGGAAGAGCUCCGCAUCGAGACGGAGCGUUAUAAAGUGCGCAUCAAGACGUUGCAGAGCGACCUCGAAAACCUGAAGACGUCCAACCGGAAUUAUCAGCAGAAGAUGGCGCAAGAAGGAGGUGAAUUAAUGAAACUCAAACAAGAUAAGGAGGCGUGGGUCACUGAACGUCGUUCGCUGUCCAAUCAGAUCAACCGGCACGCCAAGGAGAUCGAAGAAUGGCGGGACAAGGCUGAACAAUUGAAAAAAUCAAUGAAAGCAAAGGAGAAUGAUCUGGCCAAAUCGCUGGAACUGCUCAAACAGUCGGGCAAUGACGGCCCGUCUGUCCUGCAAUUGACAUCGCUCGUCCAGCUCGAAUCGGAAUUAGCCGAAGCCAAUCAGAACGUCGAGAGGCUGAUGCGUCAAGUCGAUUCGCACGCGGAAGAGAGCCGGCGAUUCGACGCUGAGAAGGCCGACUUCCAGCAACGGCUUUCAGAGUUGCAAGCCACUUGUGAAGCUGCAACUCGAGAUAAACGCGAAGCCGAAACGCGAUUGGAGGUUCUGACGAACUACUUCAAAGAGAAGGAAACACAACUCCAGAAGGAAUUGGGCACUCACGAAGCCAAACGAGCCAUUACCGAAGAGAACGUUAGCGAGUCAGUCAAAAAGAUACUCGAAACGGAGGAAAGCCUGACGUUGUACAAGUCACAGGUGGAAACGUUGACGAAAGAGAUCGAAGAGCAGGAGCGAAGCUACAAGUCGCGGCUGGCCACUCAGGAAAAGCGGGCGCACGAGAACUGGGUGGCGGCCCGUCAGCUUGAGCGCCGGCUGGAAGAGUCGAAACAGGAGGCGGCCCAGCUGCGCCAUCGGCUUACCCAAGUAGAAAAGGAUAAGGAAGCGCUGGUGCUGGUAGCCAAGGAGAACGGGACGGCCAACGGAGCCGCUGAUGUGGACUUGAUCAAGCCCGUCAUCAAGCGUCCACUUUUAGCCGGGAUGGGGAACAAUGAAGAGCUGACGAUGAUGGAUCAUCCGCCUCUCUUGUCACCACCUAUUCCGCCACCGCCACCUGGAAUGGAACUCGGUUUAGGUGUACCUCCGCCGCCCGGCAUGCCCUUUGAUUCACUAUUCCCUCCACCGCACUUUAUUCCGCCAGCUCCGUUCAUGCCGCCCGAUGCGGGCAUGCUACCACCCAUGCACCUGAUGCCUUCCAUUCCGCCGCCUCCUUCCGGUAUGCUGUCGGAUCACCACCGUCCUCCACCGCUGGGCAUGAUUGCCACCGGCAGUUUUGACGUCGAUUACCGACGGGACAUGGCCGACCCUCCACCUCCUAGACGCUACCCAUCGCCGCCACGGCGCUAUCCUUCACCCCUAGGCUCUGAAAGAAGCGUCCGGUCAGAUCGUUCAGAUCGAAUGGAUCGUUACGACGAUCCUUUUAGGCCCGUAUCUCCUUAUGGCAGGCACGGUGGUAGGCCGCGCUCAGUUGGCCGCAGCCGGGACGUCUCGCCAGAGCGGCCUCGGAGCUAUUCCCCUCUGCCGUCUCCACUCUAUCCUCCUCAUACCACUGUGCACUCGCCACAGGACUGGGAUGACGGACGAGAUUAUAACAGGGCACCAAUGAUGCGACCAAAUAACCUUCGGCACCCACAAUCAGGUCCGAAAACGUCAUCGCCUCUUAUCCAGCCAAUGGAUAAUGGCGAUCGUCAUCAUCGACCCCAACCUUAAAAAAAAAACAGAGAACGGAAUGCCUGGUUGUUUCUUUUGUUAUUAUUUUUCUUGAUUUUCUUUUUCAUAACAGAAUUGAAGCUUCUUUAAGAAAAAAAAAAGGUGGAACGUUUUGUUUGCGUGUUCCUGAUUGAACAACAGAGCCGCACGAUGUGCCGAAAAUGAAAAAAGAAAACAAAAAGCGAAUCGAUGUUAUACAGAAUGAAUAUAAAAAAAGGAAAUGAGAUACGAAGAAAGAGAGAAAAAAAAAAUCGAA
Messenger RNA from Daphnia carinata, 5478 nucleotides. RefSeq names its product transport and Golgi organization protein 1-like. Bases 96 to 5222 code for a protein of 1708 amino acids. Gene Ontology annotation, cellular component: endoplasmic reticulum exit site; endoplasmic reticulum membrane. The record is from RefSeq and is a predicted model, not a curated record. The transcript is spliced from 9 exons. Gene Ontology annotation, molecular function: protein binding. Gene Ontology annotation, biological process: endoplasmic reticulum to Golgi vesicle-mediated transport; protein secretion; vesicle cargo loading. NCBI's taxonomy places the organism in Eukaryota, Metazoa, Arthropoda, Branchiopoda, Diplostraca, Daphniidae.